Molecule: messenger RNA, 1572 nt
Organism: Aspergillus bombycis
Lineage: Eukaryota; Fungi; Ascomycota; Eurotiomycetes; Eurotiales; Aspergillaceae
Product: benzoate 4-monooxygenase cytochrome P450
Exons: 4
Coding region: 1-1572 (523 amino acids)
Molecular function (GO): iron ion binding; heme binding; oxidoreductase activity, acting on paired donors, with incorporation or reduction of molecular oxygen
Source: RefSeq, a predicted model, not a curated record
AUGGCGAUUGUUACUGAGAUAACCAAUGCCAGCCCAACUACCAUCCUCAUGGGCUUGGCCGUGGCUCUCAUAUGCACAUAUAUUAUUUAUUGGCGUUAUCUUCAUCCCCUCUCUAUGUAUCCGGGGCCCUUCCUGGCGUCCUUGACAGACCUCUGGCAAGUUAAUCAAUUUAUGACUUUGCAACAACCCUAUCAUCUGACAGAGCUUCAUGACAAAUACGGCCCUGUGGUUCGCUAUGGACCGGAUAAAAUCAGUAUUACUGAGGAGAGCGCUAUUCAGGCCAUUUACCAGAAAGGUUCGAGACUGAUGCCGAAGACCGAGUUUUAUGACGCAUAUGGCGCGGCGGAGCCAAAUGUAUUCGGCAUGCGCGAUGAAGCGAUGCAUUCUACAAGACGACGUCAUAUGUCGCAUAGUUUCUCGCUGAGCUACGUCAAGGAAAUGGAACCCUACCUCGACUUGAACAUCCAUAUUCUGAAAGAGAAGAUCAGGCGCCAUUGCCACCAAGGGGAUGGGUUCGAUCUCAAGAAAGCUCUGCAUCAUUACGUAGUUGAUACCUUGGGUGAGCUGGCGUUCAGCCAGUCCUUUGGCGUCCAGGACGCCGAUGACGAAUCCCGGGUUCCCCCGGUGGUGGAACAUAGUCUCCUUGCUGCCGUGACCGGUGCAUGGCCUAUAAUGACCAAAACGUUGAAGCAAAUUCUGCCCGCUGUGCCACACAGUGGCCUACAGCGAUUAAUUCGUGGACGCAAAGCCUGUGCAGACCUGGCAUCGAGUUGCGUCAAGCGCAGGCUGCAGCAUCUGCGGAGCGACAAUACCACGGCCGACGUCACUGAAAGAAAGGAUAUCCUCACAAACUUGAUCCUAGCAAAAGACCCUGGUACGGGCGCGAGGUUCACGCAAACUGACCUCGAAACCGAGGCAUUUGGAUUCAUCAUUGCCGGGACGCACACGACUAGUGCCACCGCGUCGUUAUUGUUCUAUCAUCUUCUCCAUAAUCCAGCCUUCUUAGAUGAGCUUGUUGAGGAAAUUAACGGUAGGCUCCCUCGACUAGACGAAGGAACAGCGGCAUACUCCAUUGCCGACGUUGAGGCCUCAUUGCCGUUUCUCCGGAAUUGUAUGCGUGAGAAUUUCCGCAUCACACCAGUCUUCACGAUGCCUCUCGCACGGCGCGUAAUGGCUCCGGAGGGAGUAGUCAUUGCGGGGCAUUAUUUCCCACAAGGGACUUCAAUUGCUGUCUGCAACCAUGCGUUCCACCAUAACCCAAGGGUAUGGGGCGAGGACCACAAUCAAUUCGACCCCCACCGCUGGGACGAAGCCGACGUCGCCGCCAAAGCGCGGUACCUGAUGCAUUUUGGCUUGGGCGGACGCCAAUGCAUUGGGAAGACUGUUGCGACAGCCAACAUCUACAAGUUGAUGAGUACACUAUUAGCAGAGUUCAAAUUUGAGUUGGCCAAUGAGCAAGAGCAUGUAGAUGCUCGUAAUGGGCUAUAUUGUGGGGAAAUCCCGGAACUAAUUAGCGUGGGUAUAAGUGAACUCAAGGCGCCUUUGCUUGUAAGGGCAUCCCUGAGGAAAUGA